UCUCUCUCUCUAUAUAGUGUGAUUAGGGUUGCUUUUUGGCGCCAAAAUUCAUUCAUUUGACUUCUUCUUUCUCCGAUUUUUCAAAUGCUUGAGAAUUCUCGCCCAUGGACGCGUGAAUGAUGAUGUGAAAUCUCUCCUUCUUCAUCUUUCAUAUCCUUCGUGAAUUAUAUAGCAGCGUUUGAUUUGAAUCUGAAUCACAAUCCUCCGGUAGAUCGAUUUCGGAUUAUCAGCGAUGAGAAGAAGGAACCACCGAACCAAAGCUGACGAAACCCUAAAUAAGACCGACCCACAACAAAUCGGGUUCAAAUUUCCUGAUCCGUCGAGCUCUCAGGCUAAUUCAGAUUUGAAACGCAGGAGGAGAAGGGUGAGUUUCGACGACGAUGUCGAUCAUCAUCGGAGUCCCUUCAACGAAGCUCAGGCCGGACGAUCGAUUGAUGCUGAUGCCAAGACCUCUGAGUUUGCGUUCUUUAAGAAGUUAAAGUCUGGUUUUGGUCACUGCUCUGAAUCAUCAUCUUAUGACUCUAGUAAAUCAUCAAACAAGGCGAAGCAAAAUCCGAGAACUUUCGAAUCCAGAGUCAAACCAGGAGAACGUGCAGCAGCAGCGGACUGUGAAGCUAAUGAUAGAUCCAAGAGUUGUAACUUCUCCACACCCAUUCAUAGUGCUACUAGACGUGAAAACUAUCCGGGGAAAUCUUCUUCAUCAUUGAGUAGAGAAAAGGACACAGUUCCAAGUGGUAGCAACCUGAGAUCUGCAAGUCGAGGAAUCAGUGAUGAGAAAGGAGACAUAUUCUUUGUUAAGAGAAAGAAACUGCAUCAGUGGGUCAAAGAUACAUGGUUUUCUGAAAUUUCUGAGAUUACUUCAAACGGGCACGAUUUAGUUUCUGUUCUCUUAACUCGGCUGUUCCCUGGUGCUGAGGAGACACGUCCCUCUAGGUUUUCCAAAGAGAGGACGGAUAGAGUCAAAAGAAGAACGUUUGUUGAUGCUCCUGGAUCUAAGUUUCUCAAGAGGUCUCAUGAAAGCUAUAGAGAAGUUGACCGCAGUCUGCAAAUGGAGGACAGAUUGAUCCCUUGGCAGGGAUGGCUGGAAAAUAACAUUACCCCGAGGCUGCAGUAUCAAACAGGUCAUGUUCAGAAUAGUUUUAUCCCAAGAGAUCCCGAAGAGAUUAGAUUUCCCAUCUUAUAUCCUAAGGAAUCAGUUUAUCGACCUGAAGAGAUUAGCUUUCCCAUCUUAUAUCCUAAGGAAUCAUUUUAUCGACCUGAAGAGAUUAGCUUUCCCAUCUUAUAUCCUAAGGAAUCAGUCUAUGGACCUCCACUGUUGAAACAGAAGGCGUGCCUGUCAUUUCCUGUUGAAGAAAAUUUGGACUGUUCUCCCAUAUCUAGCCUCCAUUUCAGAAACUACAAGCCUGUUUCAACGAAUUACCACAGAGAAGAUAGUGGAUACAGCUCAGAGGACUUGUCACAUGAACAUAGAGACCCUUCAUCUGCAUUUCUUCUCGAGUGGAAUACUGAAACCGCAAGCACCAGAAAGACAGAUGAUUUUUCACUUAGUUAUCACACAAGACUCAUCACGUAUCCAAAUGCAUCAUCCUCAUCAUUGACUGAUAAUCCAUGGAGCUCUGACUAUUCUCCAUCCCAUUAUUUGGUUACAAGGGAGCUGUACCCUCUACCUUUGCUCUCUCAUUACACUUCAGGCAGUUUCUACUUACCAACAACGAAGCAAACCAGCCAUUUUGAGCCUGAACUCAAGAGGAAUAUUAUUGAUGAAGAAGAUGCGGUUGCUGCAAACCAGAAUUUCCAGACAUCUCAUUUCACAGAUAGCUCAGAUUGUUUAGCCAGAGACUACACAUACUAUCGUAAUCUUUCAAACUCUCCAGUGGAUCAUUGCCCUUUUAAAAUCCCUGGAUGUGAAAUAGCAUCCUUGCCAUUUUCCAGUGUCAGCAAUUCAAAUUUGUUGGAAGCGUCAAGUCCUACACAGAGUGAUCGUUUUAAGUCUCAUGAUUGGAUACCCUUUCGGUUUCAGUCACCUCGAGCUUGGAUUGAUUCAUAGAAUGGCUACGAGCUUACGAGCUUAAAGCAGUAACUGAGAAGAACUACUCAGAACCGAGUUUGGUUGCCAUAGGUCAGCAUCUCUCUGACUUAUGAACAUUUUGUGUCAUGUCAUUGUUCUGCAUUAGUUUAAAUGAACACAUUUAAGUCAGAAGACAUAGGAAUUGAUAGUUUUAGAUCUUGUCCAAACUUCAUUACUGAUGAAUUGAUUGAAGGAGAUGUAGAUGAACGUUAUGAUUCGAUUCGACAUAGACUGAUAUAUAUGGUUGAGAUGUUAAAAGA
Molecule: messenger RNA, 2328 nt
Organism: Camelina sativa (false flax)
Lineage: Eukaryota; Viridiplantae; Streptophyta; Magnoliopsida; Brassicales; Brassicaceae
Source: RefSeq, a predicted model, not a curated record